This is a messenger RNA of Magnolia sinica, 1291 nucleotides long. RefSeq names its product heme oxygenase 1, chloroplastic-like. The record is from RefSeq and is a predicted model, not a curated record. Lineage: Eukaryota; Viridiplantae; Streptophyta; Magnoliopsida; Magnoliales; Magnoliaceae. The coding region runs from base 220 to 1089 and encodes 289 amino acids. The transcript has 4 exons. Gene Ontology annotation, biological process: heme oxidation; phytochromobilin biosynthetic process. Gene Ontology annotation, molecular function: heme oxygenase (decyclizing) activity.
CCACCGAACACCAUUUUUAUAUAGAAAAUUGCAGAGAGAGAGAGAGAGAGAGAGAGAGAGAGAGAGAGAGAGACCAGACGAUAGCUUGGAUGAUCCCAAUCCCUUGGCUUUUUAAAUAGAAAUCAAUACAAACCCAUUUCACUUUUUAUAUACUCUCCAUACUCCGUAGAGAAGAAGUACCUUUCGUUAUCUCAGUCUUCUCAGAAAUCCAAUCUUUCAAUGGCUUCUUCCAUACCCAUCUCCCAAUCUAAUGCUUUUCUACACGAAACCCACUUUAAAACCCCGAGAACUCGGCCCUCUUUCGUGCCCGUUACUCUCAGAAAUCCCAAUCUCAUAUCUACCCCCUUUACAAGCAGAUUCUCUAUUGGGAAGUCUAGUAGUAGAGCCGGAAUGCCUUUGAAGAUGACUGUCGUAUCGGCGACGAUCGCCGAGAAGCCCAAGAAGCGGUAUCCGGGCGAGGCGAAGGGGUUUGUGGAGGAAAUGAGGUUCGUGGCUAUGAAAUUGCAUACAAGGGACCAGUCGAAGGAGGGGGAGAAGGAAUCGGAUGCCCCGCCGAUCGCGAAAUGGGAGCCGUCGAUUGAUGGGUAUCUGAGGUUCUUGGUGGACAGCAAGGUGGUUUAUGAUACACUCGAGACGAUUGUCGAGAAGGCUGCGUAUCCUUCAUAUGCCGAGUUCAGGAAUACAGGCUUGGAAAGGUCAGAGAAAUUGGCUAAAGAUUUAGAGUGGUUCAAGGAGCAAGGUUACACAAUUCCAGAACCAUCUUCUCCAGGGACUUCCUAUGCCCGUUAUCUGGAAGAUCUAUCUGAAAGGGAUCCUCCAGCAUUCAUCUGCCACUUUUACAAUGUCUAUUUUGCUCACUCUGCCGGAGGUCGAAUGAUUGGUAAAAAGGUAGCUGAGAAGAUACUAAACAACAAGGAAUUAGAGUUCUAUAAAUGGGAUAGUGAUCUUUCCAAACUGUUGCAUGAUGUGAAAGAGAAGCUCAACAAAGUCGCUGAAAGUUGGUCUAGAGAAGAGAAGGACCAUUGCUUGGAGGAGACUGAAAAGUCCUUUAAAUACUCAGGAGACAUCCUCCGCUUGAUACUCUCAUGAUGCAUGAGACCUGUCGCCCUUGUGGACUGUAAGUUAUGCCUCAGCACAAGGUUUAGAUGGCACAAUGGCUCUGUCUAUACUCUUUUUUCUUCUUUUUUUUCCUUGUUAUCGUAAAGGUACAUUGCUACUUUGCUGUUCUUGUUCAUAGGAAAGACGAUUGUUUCCAUGAAUAAGUACUUUAUACAUUUUGUGUUUGGGCUUU